Molecule: messenger RNA, 6564 nt
Organism: Pseudozyma hubeiensis SY62
Lineage: Eukaryota; Fungi; Basidiomycota; Ustilaginomycetes; Ustilaginales; Ustilaginaceae
Exons: 1
Coding region: 1-6564 (2187 amino acids)
Source: RefSeq, a predicted model, not a curated record
AUGUCGUCCAAAGCCGAGUUCGAGUCUCCCGCGGCAGCAGUUAGCGGUGAUGCUGUCCCUGCCACAACAGCGACAGGAGCAGGGCCCUUAGUCCGUCCAGCCGCGCAGCCACGCAAGUCGAACCGCUCCAGGACCUCGACAUUCCUCACCAACGCGCUGCUACGACCUAGGGGAAAGUCGGUCUCACACGGCUCGAACGAUGACUGGGGUCGACAAGUAGGGGGAAGCGAAGGGCUCGGCUCCAUCUACAACUCGGCCAUGGGCACGCGUGAGAGGAGCCAGGUGCUCCGCAGCGUCACUCAGCUCACCAAGCAAAGCACCAACGACCUCACCGGAGCAGCCGCCGAAGCCUUUUCAGGAAACGCUACGCCAAAUCUCUCGCAGACACACCGUUUCUUCGCCAACGUGAACAGCUCCAGCAGCAUAGAGACGCCGCCGAGCUACGAACAAGACGUGCAGCUCGAGAGGAGAAGACGCAGCGAGGGUAGCAUCACUUCCAGCACCAGCCUCGCUGCGUCGUCGAAAUCUGCGAGGCCAUCAAUGCAAAGCAGUCGACCAUCGUCCUACUUCAGCUUCAGAGCCAUGUCUGCUUUCUCAACUUCUGCCGCCGCAAGCGGCAGCACGUCGAUCUCUGCCAGUCCAGGCCCACGUCACCAGCCAGCGACACCGCCAAAGCUCCAAGGGGCGCGUCGGCGACGCAGCUCGGGGCAGUCUAGCGCCACAGCGUAUCCCGCCUUUCAAUCAUCACAAUCCUUCUUGGACCUGUCAAGCGGCAUCUCCGAGCAUCAGCCAGACGCGGCUCCUAUCGCCAUCACCGGACCUUCCGACCACGCAAAAAGUGCGACAGUGGUCGGCGAGCUCGACAGCGCUCAGGAUGCCAGUGUAGUGCAGCGAAACGAUGUCAGGGCGUUGCUUGGGACCGACAAGCCAGCAGGCAAUGACACACCAGCGUUGCACAGUCUUGCGACCGCCGAUCAGCGCUGCAACGACCGUCGCAGCGAUGCUAUCGGAAAAAGCAACGAACCGCUCAUUUUGCAUGACCGGCAAGACCCUGUGUUUGCAAGUGGAGGCGAGCAAGGGUUUUCGACGAAAUCUGCUCUGGUUGCUUCUUCUGCUGUUGCUGCACCUGCCGGACAUAUCCAGUCGACUUGUGCUGCGGCCCUAGGCGGUCAUUACCCCGAAGCUCCAGCCGACGCCAGCGCCAAGGAAGCCGACAAGCAAGUGGCCGAAACAAGUCUUCCAAAGGAAACAUCAACGGCGGCAGCGGCAGCGACAGCGGCAUCGGUAUCAUCGUCAUCAGCAGAAGCAGCUGCUGAAAGCGCCCGGGCAAAUAGUGAGCGGAGCGAGAUCGCAUGGACCAAAAAUGCUGCAACCGAGCAUGGAAUUGGUCGUCCGAUCGGCAAAGCAAAUCCGAUACAAGCGAGCUACUGUUUGUCUGAUUGCCGCGCUGAUUUGCCAAGGGGCGACUCGGCUGCCCCGCUGUUUUCGAAUUUCUCCAAAUCGAAGCAGCUUCCAGAAGAGGAGAAACAGCAGACGCGGCACGACUCUCAGGACGCUUUCCCUGCUGACACGGAGUCAGCGAUCUGGCCGUCAGCAUCAGCAGGUGCAACCGGGCUAGGGCAAGAGCCAGACGCAGGGGCAGCCCAAGUCUCGCGACCACUUUCCCGCUUGGCUGUGUCGGCUGCGACUGACAGCGCCGCUUCUUCCACUGCGACGAAAGAUGCAUUAUUAGUCCUUGAGCAGCAGCAGCAGCAGCAUCAGAAACAGCAGCUGGCGUCCUUCUCCCCGCUCUAUGCUUCACCCAGCCCUGACCUCGCCUCUGCCGCGUCCACGCUUUCUUCUGUUGCAUCACAGCCCGCUGAGCCUGUGUCGGAUUUCCCGUCCAUUGAUUCCCUCUCCCACCCUUUCCAUCCCCAGCCCCAGCAUCAUUCUCUGUCCCAGCCUCAGCCUGACACCUUCCCGACGUCGUCUUCUUGUGGGCGGAGCGAAGGGCAGCGCCGACAAGGGCAGCAGCUGAAGCAAGAAUUUGCUGACGCAGCCAUCGGCAGCGUGCCGGCUCGCUCGACUGCGCAAUCGAUAUCGUCGAGAUCGGCCUCUUCGGCCGUCACUGCUGCACCAAACGCCGCCGCCUGUAGCUUUUCUCCACCUCGCUCCUUCGACACCUUUUCCCUCUGCCAACACCACGACGUCGGUGGACGCAUCGGUGUGGCUCCGCCUCUUUCGUCGACAUCGUCCUUUUCCACCACCAGCACUCUUCCUCCUGCUUUGUCGUUGAAUACCAAUCCCAGCGCUUCGCCCUCAACCACGUCCGCGACCACACGUGCUCACAGCACCGUCAAGGUCGACCCGCUCGACGCCGACUCGGAUCUUCCUUCGCCGAGCACCGUUACGGCUCUUAGCGCGACUCGUGCCUCGACAGAUCUCAACGACGUAUCAUCAGCACCGCUGCGCUCGCAGCAUGCCUACGGGCAAACCUACGAACCCCUGAAAGAGAACAGACCUGCGAUCACGCAGCACGGACCCUCGCCCGUCGCUCUUGCAGACGCAUCAGCUCACGGUGCGCAUGCUCUUAGUGCCGCCGAAGCUCACGACAACACCGCACCCCCCGUCACGCCCCCCAGCUCCUUAGGCGCCUGUCCAUCUAGAGGAUCUUCCCCCCUCAGCAGCACACCGGCACUCGCACUCACCCACGACGCUGCCGCACUCCGACAAGCCAGAUCAAAUCUCCCUUCUCCUCCCGGAUCGUCCACUCACGGAAGCGUCUCGGAGACUACUGGCCGCCGGGGAAGCAGCAUCGAGCCGUCUCUUUCACUGCUCAGCCCGCUUCCUUCGCGCUCGUCGGGUGCCGACGCGUUUACCUCACCAGACCGCCAGGUAGCGAACGAACCGGCGGCACGGACUUCGAGUAGCGGACGAGUCUCAUUCGACCUUCGAAGGCUUUCUUUCCUUGGUGGCUCAUCAACAGCCACGAAGAUGUCGUCCAAACCGCCUAGAGCCUCGUUUGCAGGCAUUGGCAACGGCCAGCCUUCCGGCGCCUCCAAUCAAGACUCGAGUCGUCAUGCUUCAUCGGCAAGCCCCGGCUCCUCCUCCAAGUUUUUCUCGCGCAUUAGUCUUCCGGGCAGCAGCCGUAGAGGAAGCGCCGCAGACGCUUUGUCGUUGUCCUCCUCGCCAGAGGUCAAGCCCCGUUCGCGGUUUGCAAGCUUCGGCAAAAUGGGCCGCGCCGCCGACCAGCAGACCUCACCCGAGCACGGUCAAGACUUGCGCAACUCGAUGCAGCCGUGGGCCUCGGCCUCGACCGAUGUGCUCGGCAUGGGUCCUGGACAAGCGCCAGGCCGCAACAGUCUCGCGCUGGCCCGUGAAGAGGCCACUCGUCCGCGCAAGAGCUUGCACCUUCCUCGCGCCAGCCUCAUCGAUUUGGACUCGGAAGAUACUUCCGAUACAGCGGUCUCUACCAGCACAGGCGCCCACGGCUCCAACAAUAGGGCGCUGCCACCAAUAUCUACAUCCCAGAUCAGAGCCGACAAACCAGUGUCGCCCUCGCUCAAUUCCGCUCGUCGUCCAAGCCUGAAUUUCCUGCGCCGGUCCAGCGCCAACAGCACCAGUUCCAACGCCGACAAUGUCAAUGGCGAGCGAAGAAGCUCGUUUGCACGUGCCUUCAUGAACAAACCAUGGAGCCGUAGCAGCAAGGGGGAUCAACAGCAGCAGCAGCAGCGGCAAGAAACAAGUCAUACGGAGCAGACUGCUGGUCGCGAGGCUGAACGACCCACGUUCCAAAACGGCAUCUUUGAUACGCAGGCAGGAACAUUCGCAGGUAGCGUGGCAUAUCCUGGCAUGGCCUCGACCGUCAAUUGGAACGCUCCAGUGGCCUCCCGCGGACACAAACAGACCGACGUCGCCUCUCACGAUGUCGAUCCAUUGGCAACCUCUGUCCCUCCGUAUCCCGGCUUCUCAGCCGUCAGCGACUCGGCCGCGCCACCCAAAGCUGUUGCCGACGUAACGUCGGGUGUUCUCGCGGAGCGUCGUCCCUCUCAGGGAAUCGAUCAAGAGCAAGAUGCUGCCGAGGCAAGCGAUACCGUCGCCGCCACGCUUGGGAACGAUGGACCUGCCGCAACCUCCCCAAACGCCUCUACAAGCACAAGUGGUGGUGCUUCGCGCCCAAGAUCCAGCCGCUCAAGAAAUGCCUUGUCGCACUUGCCACGACUGGACUCGAUGCGUGCGAUUCCAGGUGCUUCAACCAGCCAAAGAGACGGAACAAGCAGCACAUCCGCCUCACGCGACCGAUCCGAGAGCACGACCGACAGCACUGCCACAGGCGAGGCGAGCGAUGAAGAGCAGGAGAUCAGCGAAGACGAGGAUGAAGGCGAUAUCACUGGGAACACUUCCGACUAUCACGAUCUCGACGAGGCUGAGACGGAAGACGAGACAGACUACGAAAACUCACCGAUCGCAAGUCGACGUGUGUCCACCGCUCCCAUGGCAUCGACAGGCAGCUCUGGUGGCCUCAACCGCAAUCGUCCGACAGAGUCGCUCGUCUUGCCGCCAGCCCCCACCUUCAUCCCUGCCACCGACAGUUCGCUGGCACCGCAAAGCUCCGAGACCAGUACCUCGACGAGCCAUGAAGUGGAGACCAGCAAUGACCAGUUCGAUCAGAAUGUGGGUCGCGAUGCUUGGACCAGCUUCAGUGCGAGCGGUUUCACUCCGUUCGAAACACCCACGCCAACCGUGGGGGGAGCCAGCUUCUUCUCGUCUGGAUUUGCAGCGCCAACACCAAGGGCCCGACAGGAGGUCUCCGAUUCUUCCUACUUCACUGCUCGUCCUAGCACGAGCAACAGCAACCGUGCCACGACCGCGGGCACCAUGAGCGGAGACGCGCCACCUCCGUCGCCCUCUAUCAUCAGCCGAUCUCGUGCUCCCUCGUCCGCCAGCAUGCGCGGGCUACGCACGCCAGGUGCUUCUUCCGUCAGCUCUGGGCCCGUUCCAAAUCGAUCCAUGCCUCCCCCUGUGGGUGCUCUGCCUCCGCUGGCACUGCGUCGACAGAUCUCGACGGCUUCUGGCACAUCAAACCUCGCUCUUGAUCGCAGCAGAUCGCCUGGACGAGCGCCAGGGAGCAGUCGACCCAGCACGUCUGGCACCUUGACGCCGCUCCAGGCUCCAAAUGGGGAACGUAUCAUUAGUCGAGAGCCGAGUAUCGAUCGACCUGCCUCAGAGCGACCUGCCUCGCGCCAGAGUCAGGGACAGGACUCAAGGUCGACAGCAAGCCCAAUGGCAGCGAGCAAGCCGCUCGUUGGCCUAGAUGGCACUCUGCCUUCGGCGGCGCGACCCAACUUUUAUCAGCAAAAGUCGAAAUCGCUAGUGGAUUUGCUAGGCCCGGCAUCCAGGCGACUCGAGAUCGAGACUCCGUCGCCAAUGCGUCCGAUCAUCAAUGAGCCGCUGACCCGCGAAGCGCUGCGCACGCCUACAACGCCACGCCCGCCCUCGGAAGCGCCAGCCUACAGCAAGAAGGAUAGCCUUGCGCCGAUCAGCAUUGGUCCUGCUGCACCCGCGUCGAUCGCUUCGCCCGGCGGGAUGAGUCUGGGACGCCGAAGGUCCAUGUUUGAGAUGCGCGCGGAGCCGCCAGAGUAUUCCAUCAUCCACCACCGGCCCGAGGGCCCACAGCUCAUCCUGCCACGGGAGGAAGAAGGACGCGAAAAGCUGCCGACGUACUACUGCGGCGUUCACAUCGAAGGCUACCUGCCGCGGAAGAUGGAGUUCUCAGCUCCUGGUGUGCAAGCCAAGGAUCGGAGCUGGAGGCGGCAGUACUUCGUUCUGCACGGCACUAGCUUGCGUGUCUACAAGAAUGACCUCAGCGUUGACCGCCAUGCAGCCAAUGGUUCGUGGGGCGAGAUGAAGGGCGUGCACGUCCACCUCGAGCCCAUGAACGAGGACGGCUCCAACGGUACUGGCUCUGGCGGCAUAAAUCUUGGUGCUGCUGCACGCGAGGCGAUCUCACAUACGGCGCUCGGCGCCCACCGACACGAGGCGUCCAAGAACAAAGAGUCUGCGACGCAGUUUGACACCAAGAACGGCCUGAUCCGCAACUAUUCGCUUCAGUCUGCCGAGAGUGGACUUGCUGCCGACUACUUGAAGCGGCGCCACGUGGUACGCGUACGUGCUGAAGGCGAGCAGUUCUUGCUGCAGACGCGCAGCGAUCGACACGUGGUGGACUGGAUCGAAGCGCUGCAGGCGGCUACGAACGUGUCGAUGGAUCUGGAGAAGCGAGCGAUGCCCAAGUUCAUCACGCUGCCGCGAAGAAGGAGGCGUCGUCGCCGAAACGCGGACGGAACGCCAGCGAAUCCGGAAGAGCAGGAGGCGCGCGAUCUUGCCGAGGCUCAGAGGAGGUCGAUGGCCGAAGCAGGAGGACGUGGGGCGGACGCCAGGACAGGUGAUGAGCCUAUGCCGCGAGCCAGCACGUCGGCGCGGCCGAGCAUGAGCGUGGAAGACGAGAUGAAUCCGAGCGCGGCGUUUGAACGGAUGCUGCGCGAGGACCAGGAGGAAGGCGGCCGGCAGACGGCCGCUGUCAUGUGA